This is a messenger RNA of Penaeus chinensis, 1493 nucleotides long. RefSeq names its product magnesium transporter NIPA2-like (gene spict). The transcript is spliced from 9 exons. The record is from RefSeq and is a predicted model, not a curated record. Gene Ontology annotation, molecular function: magnesium ion transmembrane transporter activity. The coding region runs from base 269 to 1492 and encodes 407 amino acids. NCBI's taxonomy places the organism in Eukaryota, Metazoa, Arthropoda, Malacostraca, Decapoda, Penaeidae. Gene Ontology annotation, biological process: magnesium ion transport. Gene Ontology annotation, cellular component: membrane.
ACGGGCUUAUCUCCCCAUCAAGCCCCAGGCACUAUUGUAAGUUCGAGAGGACCCGGGCUGUACCAACCGGCUGGCUUCCACAGUACCAAAUCCAGGGUUUGGGAUGCGUGAGUGCUUGCAUGAAUUCCUGUGUGAGUGCCCCAAUACUGUGGCAACUCCCAUGGCAGGCACUCCAGGCAGCAGUGGCUUUCCCAUCCCUGUCGUCUGUCAGUGCUUCAGCCGCCUCUCUCAUAGCCACUGUAGCUCAAGGGAUGACUAGGAAGGAAAAAUGAUGAUGAUACAGCGUGUUCUUAAAGGGACAGCCCUUACACUUGUUUUCAUCGCCUUGUAUACGUCUUUUUAUCUUGGCGUCAUUUCCGACAGCAGUAGAAGGGAGACAAUAGAGCCCACAAUGGCUACCACAGCAUCAGCAGUCGAAGAGAGCACUCCCUAUGGCCCUGAUCUGUACAUUGGGUUGGCACUUUCUAUAGCCUCUUCAGUGUUCAUAGGCAGCAGCUUUAUCAUCAAGAAGAAGUCACUCUUAGCCCUAGGGAAGGCUGGUGGCACAAGAGCAGGGGCUGGAGGUUAUGGUUAUCUCAGAUACUGGCUCUGGUGGGCAGGGCUGCUAUCCAUGGGAUUUGGAGAAGCGCUCAAUUUCAUAGCCUAUGCAUUCGCCCCAGCCACACUUGUAACACCUUUAGGGGCUCUGUCUGUGAUUGUGACUGCUCUCCUCUCACAGUACUUUCUCGGGGAAAUCCUCAAUAUUUUAGGAAAGGUAGGAUGUGCGCUUUGCUUGUUGGGUGCCACAGUGGUUGUUAUCCAUGCACCACAAGAAACAGAAGUGUCAAGUAUGGAGGAUCUGAAAGCAAAACUUGUUGAUCCAGUGUUCAUGGUAUAUGUGGCUGUGGUGGUUGCAGCAUCUCUGCUCCUCAUCAUCCACUUUGGGCCUCGCUAUGGUACUCGAAAUGUUACUAUCUAUAUCGCCAUCUGCUCUCUAAUAGGCGGGUUCUCUGUCCUUGGGUGUAAAGCCAUCGGGUUGGCUGUGAAGGAGACCAUACAAGGGAAGAAUGAAUUCACCAACUGGAUUACCUGGUUUUCUCUAAUGAGUCUCAUAGUAUGUGUUUGCACACAGAUGAACUACCUAAACAAGGCUCUAGACAUCUUCAACACCUCACUGGUGACCCCCAUCUACUACGUGUUCUUCACUGCUUGUGUCAUCCUGUCAUCAGCUAUGCUAUUCAAGGAGUGGAAAGGCCUUCCAGCCAAGGACGUCAUUGGGGUCCUGUCAGGAUUUUGUACCGUUGUCAUUGGCAUCUUCAUCUUGCACGCUUUUAAGGACAUGGACAUCACUUGGACAGGCAUGUCAACCAUGCUGAUGGCCGGAGGAGUGAGUGAAUCGAGGCGAAAUAGCACAGAGGACACUGGAAACGAAGUGACACCGUUGUCAGAGGAGGAGGAGGGACUCAUCACCUCCGAACCCCUCUCGUAUGGCUCCAAUAAACGGGUUUACUGAA